AUGGAUGCUGUUGAAACUGUAGAUUCAGAAAAUUGUAACAGUCAGGGUAACUAUUCUAUAAUAGUAGAACCAAUAAUACUAGAUAAUGACGUUGUGGAUUUAAAUAAUAGAAAAUGUUUUAAAUGUUUAGGUAUUGAAUCAAUAAUACUACCUGGUAAAGUCAGAACUUGUGGUCGGCCAAAAGGCGCAAUUAUGACAACAAUCGGCCUUCCUAAACGGCUUAAAACUGGAAGAGCAUUGGCUAAAAAAACAGAAACAAAAACUAAAAAUGGAGAUAGGGAUAUAGCUGUCGAUUCAGAUGAACAAACCUAUUGUCUUUGUAAUCAGAUUUCAUACGGAGAGAUGAUAUGUUGCGAUAAUGAUUUAUGUCCAGUAGAAUGGUUUCAUUUUUCUUGUGUAUUAUUAUCAACAAAACCAAAAGGUAAAUGGUUUUGCCCCAAGUGUCGCGGAAAUCGUCCUAAUAAAAUAUUGAAGCCUAAAGCGCAGUUUCUCAAGAAAAAUGAAAGAUACAACAAAGAAAAAGAGGAUAAAGCUUAA
Molecule: messenger RNA, 537 nt
Organism: Macrosiphum euphorbiae (potato aphid)
Lineage: Eukaryota; Metazoa; Arthropoda; Insecta; Hemiptera; Aphididae
Source: the annotation of a GenBank genome assembly